This is a messenger RNA of Chara braunii, 1693 nucleotides long. NCBI's taxonomy places the organism in Eukaryota, Viridiplantae, Streptophyta, Charophyceae, Charales, Characeae. The record is from the annotation of a GenBank genome assembly.
UGAUACGUGAAGAAUGUCCAUCAGCAAUUCUGACUUUUUGUACGGACAUUACAACAAACGGACACUUACAGUAUGAUUUUUUUGUCGAGACUUUCUUAUUUGUAUCCAAAAGGCAAAGAUAUUUCGAAAGGUGGAAAAAGUUGGCAAGUGUUAGUCAAUAGAGAAAUGGCGAUUACCGCAUCAGAGAGUUUCGACGGCGGGGCAGGUUUUCUCACAAAGGUAGAGUUAAAUCUUUGUCAUGGUUACAAAGACAGAACAGAGAGUGAUGGCGUUAUGUCGUGGAUGCAGAUUACGAAUCCUGUGGUGAAGGAAGGUUUGGCGAGCAAGGGAAAAGAGAGCGGUGUACCAGUUAAGGAAAACAAACGGGACCACAACAAGGGUAAAGCGACUGAUGUGGACAGUGCACAAGUAGGAGGAAGCGGUGAGGAUAUCGAAGGAAGCAUGUGUUGUGGUCGCCAGGUGGGCGAGAGCAGUGGAGGCAGACACAUUGGAGGUCGUGACAUUCAGUACAGGGAGCGGCAUGUGGAACAACAAGGUCGACAAGCAUCAUCGACAAAGUGCGAGGACCGGCAGCUGGAGCAAAACGAACCAAAUAUGGAAGAGGACGAAUCAGAGGACGGGAACAACAGAGACAGCGAUGAUUUUGGUGAACGUGAAUCGAAUGAAGAUGAGGAUGAUGAUAAUGAAGAGAUUUGUGAGGACGGUGACGAGAAUGACGCACAUUGCAAGAACGAGAAAGCAAUAGUUAUGCGAGGACACGAAAAACGGGAUGCGUCAGAGAAAAGCAAGGUCAACAACCGCAUUAGUGACAACAUUCACACGUUAUACGCGCACUCCAAAAUAGUGAAGCAAUUGAUGCGUUGCGUAGCGAAGACCUUUUGUUUAUCUCGAGCCAAGGAUGCAGAGAUGUGUCCGUCAGUCGACAUGCAUGUGGAUGCCUUCAUGGGUCUCACCGAAUCUUUGGACCUGGAUACACGAUUCAUCGUAGAUCGGUCGAUGAAGAGCACAACACCGACAACACUUCGCACACAGGGAUCAAAAGAGUUGACGAACAUCAGAGGAGAGAUCGCUUACGACAUCGUCAGGGCUUUUUGGAGCGCCACGUGGUUGCCUUAUCCAUGCGAAACUGUAAGAGAUCGUUUUGAAAAAGAGAAAGAGGAGAUGAAGACGAAAAUGGUCCAAGAUUCAUCAUGGAGAGUGAGAGGCGAAGAGCCAUGGGGCGCAACAGAGUUUAAGAAUGCCGUGCGAGACGUUUUAUACAGAGAUUGGAAUGAAAUAGGUCGAAAUGGUUGCACUCUUCAACAACUCGAAUUCGCUCAUAUGGUGUUAGAUUGUCACAUUAGCAACAAAAGUCGGCCUGCACGCACGGCAGCAGCAAGCAAGGAAAUGCGAAGGAUAGAAGAAGCCAUCGUGACAACUUGCAAGACCGGUAUCGGAAAAGUGAUUAUAAAUUUAAUCUCUCUCGAUCGAAAUAAAACCGUUGUGCAGAGUUCUAGGAAUAUUUGGGAACGACAAUUUGCUGGCAGAAAGAAUGCAAAAGAUGAGGUCGUUCAAAUGAAGAAUGAUCAUAGAUUUUUGGAAUUUUUGAAGAUAUUGACGAGGUGAUUGCUGAGGAGAGGCCUUCGAAGACAUGUGUUAUAUGUCUGUUAUGUAUUGCUAUGCCAAUUGGGGUGAAUGAACAACAAAGACAACU